Messenger RNA from Microcebus murinus (gray mouse lemur), 5661 nucleotides. NCBI's taxonomy places the organism in Eukaryota, Metazoa, Chordata, Mammalia, Primates, Cheirogaleidae. The record is from RefSeq and is a predicted model, not a curated record.
AUGUCCACCGUGAGGCUUAAUGAUGACCAAGUUUAUACCACGCCCAGCCCAGAGCCCCACUCGGAGGACAGCUCCUUUCCAGCGGCGGCAGCAGCGGCCGCGGCGACAGCUCCGGCUCCGGCUCCGGCUCCGGCUCCGGCUCCGCCGGCCCGCGCGCUCGGGCCCCGCGCGACCCCCGCCGGCCUGCCGGGGGCCUCGGGCGCCCCCGCCGCCCGCCUCACGCUGAAGUUCCUGGCCGUGCUGCUGGCCGCGGGCAUGCUGGCGUUCCUCGGUGCCGUCAUCUGCAUCAUCGCCAGCGUGCCCCUGGCGGCCAGCCCGGCGCGGGCGCUGCCCGGCGGCGCCGACAACGCCUCGGCCGCUGCCGCCUCCGGCGCGCCGCGUCCCGGGCCGCAGCGCAGCCUGAGCGCGCUGCACGGCGCGGCCUCGGCCGGGCCCCGGCCGCUGGGGGCGCCUGCGGCCAGCGCGCACCCGCUGCCGCCCGGGCUGCUCUUCAGCCGCUUCCUGUGCACGCCGCUGGCGGCCGCCUGCCCGUCGGGGGCCGAGCAGGGGGACGCGGCGGGCGCGGCGCCCGGCGAGCGCGAGGAGCUGCUGCUGCUGCAGAGCACGGCCGAGCAGCUGCGCCAGACGGCGCUGCAGCAGGAGGCGCGCAUCCGCGCCGACCAGGACACCAUCCGCGAGCUCACCGGCAAGCUGGGCCGCUGCGAGAGCGGCCUGCCGCGCGGCCUCCAGGACGCCGGGCCGCGCCGCGACGCCAUGGCCGACGGGCCGGGGGACUCGCCCGCGCUCAUCGUGGAGCUGGAGGACGCCGUGCGCGCCCUCCGGGACCGCAUCGACCGCCUGGAGCAGGAGCUCCCAGCUCGCGUGAACCUCUCGACCGGCCCGGCCCACGCACCUGUGGCGCCCACCGCCCUGCACUCCAAGAUGGACCAGCUGGAGGGGCAGCUGCUGGCCCAGGUGCUGGCGCUGGAGCAGGAGCGCGCGGCCCUCAGCCACAGCAGCCGCCGGCAGCGGCAGGAGGUGGAGAAGGAGCUGGACACGCUGCAGGACCGCCUGGCCGAGCUGGAGCACGGGUCCUCGGCCUACAGCCCCCCGGACGCCUUCAAGGUCAGCAUCCCCUUCCGCAACAACUACAUGUACGCCCGCGUGCGGAAGGUGCUGCCCGAGCUCUAUGCGUUCACCGCCUGCAUGUGGCUGCGGUCCAGGUCGGGCGGCACCGGCCAGGGCACCCCCUUCUCCUACUCGGUGCCCGGGCAGGCCAACGAGAUCGUGCUGCUGGAGGCGGGCCACGAGCCCAUGGAGCUGCUGAUCAACGACAAGGUGGCCCAGCUGCCCCUGAGCCUGAAGGACAGUGGCUGGCACCACAUCUGCAUCGCCUGGACCACAAGGGAUGGCCUGUGGUCUGCCUACCAGGACGGGGAGCUGCAGGGCUCCGGCGAGAACCUGGCUGCCUGGCACCCCAUCAAGCCUCAUGGGAUCCUUAUCCUGGGCCAGGAGCAGGAUACCCUGGGUGGCCGGUUUGAUGCUACCCAGGCCUUCGUCGGUGACAUUGCCCAGUUUAACCUGUGGGACCACGCCCUGACACCUGCCCAGGUGCUGGGCAUUGCCAACUGCACUGGGCCACUGCUGGGCAACGUCCUUCCCUGGGAAGACAAGCUGGUGGAGGCCUUCGGGGGUGCAACGAAGGCUGCCUUUGAUGUCUGCAAGGGCAGAGCCAAGGCAUGAGGGGCCACCUCAUCCAGGGCCCCUCACUUGCCUGCCACUUUGGGGACCUUGGGGGGGCACAUCUCCUCCUCAGCCUGCCCACGCACUGGCCUUCCCUCCUGCCCUACUCCUGGCCGUGCCUCCAUUUCCUCUCACCUAUACCCACAUGUCCAGAAUGCCCUGCCCUGUGAACGUGUCCCCUCGCCCCACCUGAUGGGGACAAGCAUCUCAAGUCACCAGGUGGAGCCUGGGGUGAGCCCAGGCUCUGCCCACCCUUCUGGCAUUGCACUGGAGUCGUCUGUUACCACCCCCACUGGUCCAUCAGUCACAUCUGAUUCCACUAAUCCCAAUGGCAUCCCCUGUGGGGUCGUUAUAUGGGGGAGGGCCCACCCUCUCAGUGGUGGGGUGGCCAUCUGCCCCCUUGUCCCCCCACAGCAGCCCCGGCCCCUUCCCCUUGAGGAUCACAACAGGCUGUAGAAGGUUAUAUCGGAGACAUAGGAGACCAGACUGCCCCUCCUCCGUCUUCCCGCCAGCUGCCAGGCAAGGGCAGUAGGGUCUGGACGGAGCCUCCCCACCCACCCACCCACCUCAUGCCUCCUCCUCCUCCUCUUGCCUCCUUUCUUUGUGUGUGGUGGUUUGAAUGUCCAUUCCCUGCCUGGCCCACCCCUGCCUGUUUCCAGGAUACUCCCUUCCCAGUUCCAGCCUGGAGGGCUAGGGACCAUAAUCCUGGGAGGCCAAAGGGCCUGGUCACCCCUUGUGCUCACCCAUAGCUAUGGCCACUGGCACAGUCACAGACCCCACCCCAUGCCAAGGACAGGGCCUGGGCCACUUCAGCCUGGGCUGGGAGCAGCUUAAGGCAGGGGUAGCAUGGCCCAGGAGACCCCACCCCUCGCAGAGUCACAUUACCUGCCCCCUCUGCAUGGCCUUGAGGAGGGAGGGAGGAGCUGAGAGGCUGGGGAGAGGCAUGGGGGGGUGGGCAGAGCAUGGGGAGAGCAGCAAGCACUUGGUUCCCAGCCAGCCAUGCUGCUGACCUGCCGUGUGGCCUUCUGUAAGUCCCUGCUCUCUCUGGGCCUGGCCUUCCUAUGCUUUGGUCAUUUCAAAGAGCUCUCCAGAUGGAAUGUGGGGUGGUCUGUGAUUCCAGGUGGAUGGGAGCGGAAAGCCUGGGAACCCUCUUGGUGACAGUGGCAGGUCCUAGGACUGGGCAGCAGAUGGGAUCAGCUAUUCAUGGGUUAGGGUCAGCAGCUAGCUCCAGAGAGUCAGGGUCAAGGACAACAUUCAAGGCAGACCAACCUCACACAUGGAUCCCCCCAGCCUGGCACCCCCAACCACCUGAGAGUGUCUCAAAGGACUGAUGGCUUCCCAGUCCUCCCCCUGGAGUCCUUACCAGCUACCCCAAGAGAGUGUAAGAAUGUCAGAGCUGAGAAAAGCUAGCCAGACUGACCUCUUGCUUGUGAGAGAUGGGGAAGAACUCAGAGAGGGUCCUCAGAGAGGAUCACACAGCACAAUGGGGCAAAGCCAGGAUUAGAACCCAGGGCAUCUUGGAACUCUUCUGUGCUCUUCCCCCUACACCAUGCUGCCUGUCUCUGAGGGUCUUUGAGUCCAGCAUCUAGGAGGGUGGACAUCUGAGAGGCCAGGAUGCUUUUCAAAAUGACACUAAAACAUCUUCCUUUACAUAACACCCAGAUAUCUUGGCACCCCCAGCCAGGAAGUGCGGAAAGGAGGUUCUGAUCCCUGGGCACUGGCAGGGUGGAAGGUUGGGCUCACAGGUGCCUCUCCCUGCCAGUCACCUACCAGGUGUCUAAGCAGCUGCAGCUUUCCUGACUCAAGUGGGCACUGGUACCUCUUGCCCUCUUUUUGUUCCAUCUCUGCUUCCUGUAGCCACUUAGCCUGAGACAUGACGCAAGAGCUGCAGGCUGUGGAGCCCGGUGCCAUGGAAGCUUCUCCAAGACUUGUUGCCUCCGGCCCCCAGAUCCUUGUUUCCAUUUUGAGAGCACAAAUAGAUUGCUCAGCACCUCCGGUCCAACUCCCCUCGGAAGAAAGAGCGAUGGCGGGCUUCAGCCAGGCCUGCGGAGAUCUGGGUUGCCCCGGUAACAGCCAAUGACAUCAGCCCCAGUGCUGGGUCAAGUGUCUCAUCAUAAUGACAUGCUCUGUUGCUGGGGUGAUGGCAGAAUUCAGAGCUUAGAUUUCAGGGACGCUGAGCUUUGUGUUUCUGUUACUGUUGUGAAGUAGGUAGCUUCUCCCAAGAGGUAGCCCUUAGAGAAGGGUAGGGUCUUAGGAGGGCGGUGACAGCACUUGCUCGGUCACUUGAGCCCACUUAGACACACCACCCCAGGUCCUUUAUGCUUGUCACGGUGAUGAUGAGACAUCUGACAUCUGAGCCUCGUUCCCCUGCUGAGUCACCCCCGUCAGCCCUCUAGAGGGACCAGGAACAAAUCAGAGCUGUUGGGGUGUGGGCCCUGCUCCUGGCUCAUUGGUGACAGGCCCAGCUCCUUGUUUGCAAAGACCCCCCAUCCUUCAUCUGCUCCCUGUUCUGUGCACGUGCCCCGAGCGCCUGCUGUUUGGACUCCAGCUUUGCUAUCAUCUGCUGCCCCUGGGCACGUCCGAGAGGACAAGGAAAGAGGAGCUGGAAAUGCUGCUCUGUCGCGUCCUGAGCGGCGCUGGCUGAUCACGAUGGUGGAGCGCGUGUUGGCCGUGCCAUGCGUGAGCACCUGCUGCUGCACUGCGCACCUGCCGGCAUCAUCUCGCUUGUCCGCACAACACUGUUAUGAGUCUGGCCUGCUCUUAGCCUCAUUAUACAGGUGUGGAAACUGGGGCACAGACGAGUGAUGUAACCUGCGCAGUGUCAAUCAGCUAGCAGGGGAUGGAGCCCAGAUUUCAAAGCAAAGCAGGUUAGGUUCAGGGCCCACCCCCCAGCCGGAGGGGAUGAGUACCCCUAAUGAUGCAUAGAGCGGGAUCUGGGCACCUUUGCUCCUGCCGCGCUUCUGCCUGCAGGGCUGUGCCCGACCCCACUCACCAGCCCACAGGUUUGAGGUAGAAGAACAGAGGCAUGGGAUGGGCCAGGCCCAGGGCCAGGGGCCCCCUGGUGAAGCUGUGGGAGGGAGCUUAGCCCUUCUUUAACUCAGUUGGAGUUUCCAGGAGAGCUCAAAAGGAAAAGGAAGUUGCGUGUCCCCCAAGAGUCCCGGGCAGAGGAGGGGAGGGAAACUGCUGUUCCUUAAAGUCCUGCUUUGGGCCAGGCCCUGUGCCAGGUGCUUCACAGCUGUUAUCUGCCAGAUUUUCCAGCCUCUGUGGCAUGUGGUGCCCCCGCCAGCAUCCCAGGGGGACCUAUCUCCUUGCUACAACUUUGCAUGACGUAGGACCACAGAUUUGGGCAGGAAGAGCACUUAGGGGAGACCAAGGCCCUCAUUUUACAGAUGAGGAAGCUGAGGCCUGGGGAAGGCGAGCAACCCUCAAGGCCACCCAGCUCAACAUGGGGACCACAGCCUGGCUUCCUGAUCGUGUUCUGUUCCCUCCAGGACGUGGUGUCCCCUCUCCCAGAACCGGGCCCCUCCUCGUCUACACAUCCCGGCACCCUUGGCCUGAGAAAACUGGGAAGGGGCUCCCUCCCAGAGAUGGGAUCACUCUCUUCACCCCCUUAUCUCAGCUGCCUGCCACCCCAGACCCUACCUCCCAACCUGACCCCUGACCCCUGACGCCUGGGUAGGGAAGGGGCUCAUGUGGGCCCAGAUUGAACGUGAGUGAGCAUGUAAGUCAUCUGACACUGUGACAUUAGUGCACCCUACUGACAACCCCUACCAGCCCCACCUUCCUCUCUCCCCCCAAUUUUGUACAUAAAACGACAUGAGAUACAACGUGCGGGUGUGUAUGUGUAUGUGUGUGCGUGUGGAUCUCUGUCAUGGUUUUUGUUACCUUUUUGUUUUUGUAAACUUGAAUGUUCAAAAUAAACAUGCUGUUUAUGCUGAG